Molecule: messenger RNA, 245 nt
Organism: Paramuricea clavata
Lineage: Eukaryota; Metazoa; Cnidaria; Anthozoa; Malacalcyonacea; Plexauridae
Source: the annotation of a GenBank genome assembly
AUACCAUGAUUCUUGCUGAUUCAUCGCUUACCGCCUCGACAGCUAAAACAGAUGCUUUCAACAAAUUCUUUGCCUCCUUGUUUCUUACACGAUCCGACAAUCCAUGUCUUCCUACUCCUACCACGGAUUUCGACAAUUCAACUGAGUUGUCUCCAGAGCCCAUUGAAGAAGUCCUCAGUCUGUUAUCUGUGUUAUCUACAGGGAAAGCUUCGGGUCCAGAUGCAUGGGAUUCAACAAGUCGUUAG